This is a messenger RNA of Microthlaspi erraticum, 1200 nucleotides long. Lineage: Eukaryota; Viridiplantae; Streptophyta; Magnoliopsida; Brassicales; Brassicaceae. The record is from the annotation of a GenBank genome assembly.
AUGUUGAUCGGUGGUGCAAUCGAUAAGUUCAAAGCUCGAUUGGUUAUACAAGGUUUUAGACAAAGGGAAGGCAUUGAUUAUUUUGAUACAUAUGCUCCUGUUGUCAGAAUCUCUUCUAUAAGGUUCUUGAUUGGUUUAGCAGCCAUUCAUGAUCUUGUGAUCCAUCAAAUGGAUGUUAAGACUGCAUUUUUAAAUGGUGUCUUGGAAGAAGAGGUGUAUAUGGAACAACCAGAGGGAUUUGUUGUGCCUGGAAGUGAGCACAAGGUGUGCAAGCUGGUGAAAUCACUGUAUGGGCUGAAACAAGCUCCUAAGCAAUGGCAUCAAAGAUUUGAUGAAGCUGUCUUGUCUUUUGGUUUUAAGAUUAACCAAUCAGAUAAGUGUUUAUAUAGCAAGUUUGAUGAUUCCAGUAAUGGAGUGAUCAUUUGUCUAUAUGUGGAUGACAUGUUGAUCUUUGGUACCAACCUUAGAUUAGUGGAACUCACAAAAGAGUUUUUGUCAUCAAAUUUCGCCAUGAAGGACAUGGGGGAGGCGGAUGUGAUUCUUGGUAUUAGAAUCAAGCGUGACAAUGGGAGGAUAUGUUUAUCACAAUCUCACUACGUUGAGAAAGUGUUAAAGAAGUUCAAUUACUUGAACUGUGCCCCUGCUGUAAAGCGUGUGCUCAAGUACUUGAGAGGAACCAUGGACUAUGGUUUGUGUUAUGGAGGAUUUCCUUCGGUUUUGGAAGGUUAUUCUGAUGCAAGUUGGAUCACCAACGUGGAAGAUCAUACUUCUACAAGUGGUUGGGUGUUCCUACUUGGGGGAGGUGCCAUUUCUUGGGCAUCUAAGAAACAAACUUGUAUCACAAGUUCGACUAUGGAAUCUGAGUUUGUGGCUUUGGCAGCUGCUGGUAGAGAGGCUGAGUGGUUGAGAAACCUUGUCUCUGAGAUUCCAUUGUGGUCGAAACCAGUGUCUCCUAUCUCAAUCCAUUGUGAUAGUCAAGCAACUUUGGCUAAGGCUUAUAGCCAAGUGUACAAUGGAAAGUCGAGACACCUUGGCGUAAGGCAUAGCGCUGUUCGUGAAUUGAUCACUCACGGUGUGAUAACUUUAGAGUUUGUUCGGUCUCAGCAGAAUCUAGCAGAUCACUUGACGAAGGGUCUGUCUAGGGACUUGGUAAUAAAGUCAGCUGAAGGGAUUGGUUUGAAGUCCAUCUCAAACCUCUAG